Ectocarpus sp. CCAP 1310/34 is the source of this 596-nucleotide messenger RNA. The record is from the annotation of a GenBank genome assembly. Lineage: Eukaryota; Phaeophyceae; Ectocarpales; Ectocarpaceae.
AUGCAAUUGUUCGGCCCCAUGUUGUUAGAGAGGGUACACACACGCAGUACACGGCGUACCACGAACAAAUAUGAGAACUGCUGUCGCCAGAAUGAUCACUUGACCCCAUUGCGCUACGAGACAUGGCGCGCCAACCAAAGUGCAAAAUUCAACCCGGGGCUCAAGUCUGAAGCUGAGGAGCAAUUGCUGAUGGCCUUCCUCGGACCACUUGGUAUAAGCCUCAAAUGUCCUCAGAGGUGGGCUACAAUACAUAUGCAUAGUAACCGACUUUGCUGGUGAGCUCGAGACAUGGCUGGUCGUAAUUUCGAUUUUGUGUGGCUGGAAAGUCAGCGCGCAAUCGAUUGUUACCUGAAAAUGAAAAUCACUUGUGCCUGCGCAAACCUCGCUGCGGGUUUCAGAACAACACUGCUUCUAUCCCCCGCGAGUUCAUUCCUCGAAAACAAAUGAUGUAGAGGGUUCAAGGAUGCUGUGUCGUACCGUUCGACCUAAAAGCGCAUCGACGUGACAAACGUAUUGUUUGUGACUUUUUUACUGGCUCUCCACGGCUUCAAUGGCCAAUGGCGCUCGCCAGGGUUUGAAUACAUAGUCUACCUAAU